Molecule: messenger RNA, 3135 nt
Organism: Ilyonectria robusta
Lineage: Eukaryota; Fungi; Ascomycota; Sordariomycetes; Hypocreales; Nectriaceae
Exons: 1
Coding region: 102-3065 (987 amino acids)
Molecular function (GO): S-adenosylmethionine-dependent methyltransferase activity
Source: RefSeq, a predicted model, not a curated record
GAUACAUACAUUACCCUUACCACUAAUACCCAUUCACCACCAGUGUUGCGUCGUGCCAACCGGCUACAGUCAGAUAUUCAGGAAUAUCUGAUCUUCGCAACAUGGCUGAUGCACUUCACGUACCUAGACACCAAUCCCCGGAGUCUUCGCAGGCUCGAAGACAACGGCGGAACCUUAAUCCAAUAAUCGAAGAGGAGAGCGACGGUAGUCUGGUUCAAAACACCAAGGACCGAAGCAGGCGUGCGGAGUUGACGAUCGAGGCCUGGCUGUCUCCGAUGAGCGAUCAUUUUCCAACCCCCAGAGGAAUUCACUACCUCUCCGCCCCAGUCCUCCCCUCGUCGCCCUCCGCCGACUCCACCGACACUUCACCAACGGCUUCCGCCAACCCUUGGAACCGUGCCAGCGUCGCCACCGCGGUCACCGAGUUCGAAGAUCUCUACGAUGUGUCGGAGGACGAGGAUGCUUUGGCCAAGAUGCCUAAGCGCAUGUCAUCUGUCAGGUCGAGGCAGGCCUCGGCCAAGCAGCCCACUCCCUUGGUCAUACCCGCGAGCCGCGAGAACUCCACAGACUCAUGGUCCGCGGUUGAGGGACUGAAGAAGUUGUCUUCUCCAGUGCCGCUUACUCCGUCUGUUCAGUUUCCCAUGUCUCCGGCUCAGUUGGAGUUCAUGGACAUGCAACAAGCCAUGGAGAUCCCAACCAUCUCGGCUCCUCCCUCACUCGAUGGCAGCUUGACUUCCGAGCAACUCGCGGCCAUGAGUGCCCCGCCAACCCCGAUCAUUGGGAAUGACGAGGUCACCACCGAGGAGGCUUGGACAGGCGUGCAGCUUCAGCCUGGUGCUCUAGCUACGCUCCAAGCCUUGUCGCAUGGCGACGAAGACCCUCACGAGCAACCGUCUCAGGUCCUUGAAGUGCCUCAGCUGCUCGCACCACCGCAGCCUGUUCCCGAGAUGCGACACAACAAUACGCGACUCGUCGGGAUCCUCAAGCCGAUCAUCACUCAGGGCACGACCUUUGCCCCAAACCCGCACCGUCAAUCGCUCGCUCAUUUGACAAAGCUCGACAUUCCGUCACCGGGAGGUUUCUUCUCUGGCCUCUCUCCCCGGACUCGAAACACCUGGCAUAUGCCUUCCAAGUCCCCUGAGGAUCUGCCCCCUCCCACCUCGACGACUGCUGAGCACUUCUACAGGUGCCCCUGGAACGCAGGAACCAGUUCCCCGCUCCCGCCUGUCCCCAAGCGCAAGGAGAUCGCGGAAGAUUUCUACAGGAAUGUCAAGUUCACACCCGCUGCCACAGAGCCCCAAGUCGUUGAGCACGUUCUCGAAUUGCACGAUGAUGAUUUCUCUGACGAUAUGCCCACUGCCCGCCCCGUCAUUGAGCACAGAAACACCGACUCGUCCACCGAGACCCUCAAGGCCCCUCAGUCUCCGGAUGACGAGGACGUCCCGACCGAGAUUGUUGUUGACUACGACCCUAACUAUGCUCGAAAGCAGCAAGUGGAGGCACUCGGGAACCUUGAUCGCACUGAACUGUGGCUCGUGGCUCAGCGAUCAUACCUCCGACCCAUUGACGACGAUACUUCCGAAGAUGAUGGCGCUUUAGACACCAUCGCCGAAGUCUCCGAGGACGAGGAGACGAAAGGAGUCAAGGCUGAGCCCCAAACUGAGCCCCAGCCUGAGCAAGCUCUUGUUCGAAAGAAGACGGUCCGCUUCUCCAACCUAGUCUCCGCUUCUGUCCAGCCAAAGCGUCUUCCGUCGAUGCUUUUGCGCCAGGAGUCGGCCUACUACCGUGCUUUCCAGGACUACAUCAUCAGGACUCAGCGCCAGGAUGUGUUUGUUCACCAGCUCGCCCGUUUUGAAGCCCUCCAGGGGCAACGGGUUUCGCUUCGAGAAUCCCACCGUAACCAGCUCCUCGGCAAGUACCAGCUCAGCGUCGUUCCCCAAUCUGCCAAGAAGCGACUCAGCUCCAACGUCGCCCGUGGCGAUGACAACUUGACCGACGACCCUGAGAAGCUGCGUCGGGAGAAGGAGGUCGAAGCCAUGAACCAGAUGACUGUCUCUACCUGGCAUGUCGCCGCCAUCAAGAUGCUCAACGGUGGCCGUCUAAUUUCCGCCCCGGUCACCAAGCGUCUUGCCCGCCUCUCACGCAUGGCUCCAGGUAAGGACGGCGUGACCCGCGACCGCGCGAGGAUCCUUGAUCUUGGUGGACAGUCCGCUUGCGACUGGGCAUGGCACUGUGCCCUCCAGUUCCCCAACACCAAGAUCUACACUGUCACCACCAAGGCUAUCCGCCAGCUCUCCAACGCCAACAUCCGAGGCCCUCCCAACCACCGCCAGGUAGCUGUUGAGCGAUUGACUCGCCUCCCGUUUGCGAACAACCAGUUCGAUCUCAUCUCGGCCAGGGAGCUCCAUAGCAUCCUCAAGUUGUUUGGCGAGAACGGCGAGGACGAGUGGGACGGCUGCCUUAAGGAGUGCAUUCGCGUGCUGAAGCCUGGUGGCUAUCUCGAGUUUUCUCUUCUCGAUUCUGACAUCAUCAACGCAGGCCCCAUCGGCCUUGCCAAGAGCGUGGAGUUUGGCUUCUCCCUCAAGACCCUCGGCUAUGACCCCAACCCGACCAAGCUGUGGCUGGGCCGUCUGGCUAAAACUGGCUUCCAGGAUGUCCGACGUGCCUGGAUGUGCUUGCCAAUGGGUGCGAAGCGAAACAUUCAUAAGCCCCCCACCCCACCCCUGAAGGAUAGCCCCAAUGGCCAAGACGUCAAGACCUGCCGGCUCAGUGCCAUUGUGAUGGGGAGCAGCGACGAUGUCGCGAGCGUGAGCAGCAUUGUGGGUGGAUGGAGUUGGGAGCGGUGGCUCCUUCGAUGUGAGAUGGAGAAGGUUUCGGGCGAGCUUCGACUUGCCGACACGGUGACUGCCGGUACUGCCAUGGAAGAAGCUGGAAAGUGCCUCGAUGGCGUCCCCGCUGUGAUUGAGGAGGGCCGAAACUGCAAGGCCGGAUUCAGGAUGCUGAACGGCUUCGCCAGAAAGCCCAAGGCCGGUACCGAGGUUAUUCAGAUUGCUCUAGGUAACUAAUCGGAAAGCGGAGUUUGACACUCCUGGGGGAUCUCUUUUGUUCAUUGGCACAUUCUCGACAUAAUACGCA